AUGGAGAUGACGAUUUCUCAACUCAGAAGCCGAUAUUAUCGUUUCCGUCCAAUUCGAGAGGAACUUCUGAUGUACCUCAAGGAUAAAGCAACCGGGAAUCCAAUCCUGGCGGGGUGUCUGUUCAUCGAAAAGGGUCUUUACGGCGAUCUUGCGACCCCAUGGGUUAUCUUGAAAGAGGAUGAGAAUGAUCCCAACAAUCCUUGGGACAACGACGUUGCCAAUAGGGCCGCCGCCGCCAGAAACGGAGGAAACAACAACAACAAGGUCAUGGCUGCUGGCUGCGGAGCUUUGUAUGAGACAAGUAAAUCAAGAUUUGUUAAGAACAAGGAUGAUGUCAUCAUCGGAACUAUGAGAACGCUAGAAUCCAAAUCGAUGAACCGCUGA
Oldenlandia corymbosa var. corymbosa is the source of this 384-nucleotide messenger RNA. The record is from the annotation of a GenBank genome assembly. Lineage: Eukaryota; Viridiplantae; Streptophyta; Magnoliopsida; Gentianales; Rubiaceae.